Helobdella robusta is the source of this 1158-nucleotide messenger RNA. RefSeq lists its product as hypothetical. The record is from RefSeq and is a predicted model, not a curated record. Gene Ontology annotation, cellular component: membrane. Lineage: Eukaryota; Metazoa; Annelida; Clitellata; Rhynchobdellida; Glossiphoniidae. The transcript is spliced from 9 exons. The coding region runs from base 28 to 1158 and encodes 376 amino acids.
GAAUUAAAAUACCAAAUUACUUUGAAGAUGUCAAAUAAAGGUUGCUCCAAUUUUUUCAGAGUUGUGCUUGUGACAAUUAAUGUUCUCUUCUUUAUUAUCGGAGUGUUCAUGUUUUCGUUUGGAGCUGCAUUAAAAGCCAAUCCAAUUGGUUUAUUCAGCUUGUUCACGGACACUUUUAAAAGCAAUUUCCAAAUUGAGAAUGCUCUGAGCGGUGUGACAGACACAGUGGGGAUAUUCAUGGUGGUAGUUGGAUGUGUUGUUGCCGCUCUUUCGUUGUGGGGAAUUGUUGCGGCCAUUUUGGUCAACAAGCCGAUGCUCAUUAUAUUUGCCAUAAUUGUGUUACUGGUGCUGGGUGCGGAGAUUGCUCUUAUCAUCGUCGUCGUGCUCUAUCCCAACGCUAUCAACGUGUGGCAAGAGACAGACUUCAAAUCCGAUGAUGUUUAUUACUAUAAUAGAAGCGCAAUUGUGCCUCCUAUGACUGGCAUGGGAAGAUUUUGGUAUCUUGUUCAGAACAAAUUCGAUUGCUGUGGUGUGAGAAACAGCAAUGAAUUCAACAUUACCAUGACUAGCGAUAAAAGAUUUCCAAACUGUUCAAGCCCAUCACUUUUUCCGUUUUGCAACAGUACAUUAUAUGUUCCAGCAUCUUGCUGUAAGAAGCUGGUUCUCAGUCAAGCUUAUUUUACUGGAGAAUCAGAUUUCGUAAACUUGGCCGAGUGCGUCAAGUUGCCAAACGACAAAAAUCCCAACUACAUCAACAGCAUUGGAUGUCUGGACGCAUUUUAUAAAUCAUCGGCAGUUAUCCCGAUAGCCAUUGCUGCUGUUACAAUGGGAAUCAUGUGCUUCCUGUGUCGUUCAUUUGAAAAGGUCAGAAACCGUUUAAAGGUGCUGAGAGCUUCUGUUUUAAUAUUCAACCAUUUUCUGCUUCAACUUGAAAAACAACACAACUUCGUACAGAAUUAUUUUAUCAGUAAAACGCUUGUCGCCUAUGCUCUGCACAAGUAUAAAUAUGUUCCUAAUCUUGAGCAUGCGGAGUUUAAUUUUCUAACCAUAAUGGCCCCACUUUUCAUAAACCUCUUACUCUAUGGCACUUUAUACAUACUCGUAUUAUUUUUUUGUGUUCUUCUCAUUAUAAACUGCAGGAAGCAGGAGCAGGAAUGA